Messenger RNA from Phasianus colchicus (ring-necked pheasant), 1505 nucleotides. The record is from RefSeq and is a predicted model, not a curated record. Lineage: Eukaryota; Metazoa; Chordata; Aves; Galliformes; Phasianidae.
GAGCGGUGUCGCUCUAUAGCAACGAGGAGGUUUGCGCGGGCCGGGUUUGCGUUGCCAUAGCAACAAGGGCGAAGCGGUCCGGGCCUGCUGCGAGGCAUGGCGGGAGUGAUGCUCUGCGAACCCACCGAGCUCUACAACAUCCUCAACCAGCACCGUCGCUUCCCCAGGCUGUCCGAGCCCAACUACCUCAUCCUGCUGGGUGAGCCCGUGGAGCACAGCGGGGUGGCUGGCAGGAGCGGGGCUGCUUUCCUCAGGAAUGGGGCCUAUGCCCGCACUCUUCGUGAGUACAAUGAAAGCCACAUCAUUACAGCACGCAGGAUUGAACAGAGCCCUACAGGGGAGUAUCUGGUGCCAGAUUCUGAGGAACUGGCAUGUGUCAGAUACUGCGUGGUGUAUGACUCUAUGACCAGCUCUUUGGACUUCUAUGACUUUGAGGAAGAGGAAAAAGAGAAAGGAAGCAAUGGUUCUUCAGAGACUGAACACUCUGAGUCAAGUUCCUCAUGUUCACAGAAUGCUGAGGAAGGAACUGCUGCCCAACAUGCCAGAAGCUUGCAGCAGUUCACCCGCCAUCCGGUGCUUGUCCUGAGGGGAGGAUACAAACGUUUCUCAGCUUGCUAUCACUUCCUGAGGACUCAGAAGAUAUUGUGGAUGCCUCAGGAACUCGACAACUUCCAGCCAUACCCUGUAGAAAUACUGUCUGGAAAGUUGUAUAUGGGCAAUUUCAAGCAGGCCUGCAACCAACAAAUUCAGAAAGAUUUGAAGAUCAAAGCACAAGUCAGCAUUUCUGAACAGCCUGCAACACUGUUGGCAGAAGAAGGCAAAUACCUCCAUAUAUCUGUUCCAGAUUCACCUGAAGCAGAUCUUUUUUCUUCCUUUUCUACAAUUUGUCAUUUCAUUGACACCCAGCUGGAUCUCGGAGCAGUGCUGGUGUUCUCUAGCCUGGGGAUAAGCCGGAGCAGCACAGUAACCAUGGCCUAUCUUAUGCAUUCCUUCCAGUUUUCCCUGAAGAAAGCUUGGGACUACGUUCUGAAAUGCAAAACGAAUGUGAGACCACACCGGGGCUUUGUGAAACAGCUUUCAGACUGGGAGGCUCAAAUCUAUGGGACCACCAUCACUGAUGUCUCUGAACCCAAUUACUGAGCGCAGGAAAGGAUGUUUCUUUGUCUGCCCCUUGCCUCAUCUGUAGGUAGAAAGUGAACUCAACUCUGUUGACAAAGCUGUUAACAUAGCUGAACUGUUUUUAUCUUUAGCUUUAAUAAAUGGAGUCCAUAUUUGGAGCUGUUAGGGAUGCUGGUGAGGGUGUGGGCUUGGGGAGAGCAAGGCCUGCAGGGUAUGGCCCACUGAGCACAGUUUGCUUCUCCUGUAAGUUAGGGGGCUUGUGACCACAUUACUGGGCAUUCUCUCUGCCCCCAACUAGGGAGGUCGUUGGGGUUCUUUCUGAAAAGAUUUGUAGAAUCACUAAGAUUGGAAAAGACCUCUAAGAUAUCAGUCCAACUGUCCACCUA